This is a messenger RNA of Drosophila miranda, 3346 nucleotides long. It is a transcript of the gene Wnt4, whose product is annotated as protein Wnt-4. The record is from RefSeq and is a predicted model, not a curated record. Gene Ontology annotation, molecular function: frizzled binding; cytokine activity. The transcript has 4 exons. Gene Ontology annotation, biological process: multicellular organism development; neuron differentiation; canonical Wnt signaling pathway. NCBI's taxonomy places the organism in Eukaryota, Metazoa, Arthropoda, Insecta, Diptera, Drosophilidae. Gene Ontology annotation, cellular component: extracellular region. Bases 1347 to 2975 code for a protein of 542 amino acids.
CCCGAUGAUUCAGUCGAGUUUCGAGCGAGCUGAUGGACGCACGUGUGGCGCGGUGGUUGAACAAGAAACUGAAACAGAGACAUCAACUGAAAGCGAAAUCGAAACUCCAGAAAACGAGCCAGAAAUCAGCGUGGAAAACGUGUGAAAAACUAAGCCCGAACGAAGUGUUGCAUUGUGUGAGAAACAUUUCAGAUCGGAUCCGGAAAAUACCAAGUGAUUGAACCAUUAUCGUGGCAAGCCACUUCCCUUGCGGUGCGUCCUUGUUUUAAGAUCUGUCUGUGCGGUGCGUAUGGCUAGUGGCCGGCCGGCCGGUCCACAAGUGUAAAUGCCAGGCGGCGCCUUUUUAUGUGCAUCGGAAAACCUUUAAGCUACUUAGAUGGAUGGAUCGGUGUGAGGAGGCGGUGGCGACGACUGCGACGGCGUCGGUGGCGGUAACUGCAACAUCGACGCUUCUCUUCAAACGGGUUUUCGAUACGCCCGAUCAUCGGCAGGGGCUGGGCAGGGGGCAAAUCGAACGCCUGGGACUGGGAUCGAACGCCUUCGUGUGGCGCGGCCUUUUGAUGUUCCCUAUUUGAUCAGCGAAUGAACCAAGAAAGAGCCACUGGCUAAACGUUUUCCAGGAAGCCAAAAAAAAAAACACAAGCCACAAGGAAAAUUCAGCCACAAAACGCACAUCCACAGCGGCUAAAUAAAUAAAAAAUCUUUUGCCGAUGAAACAACACCAUAACCGUUUGAAGUGCCAAUGUGAAAAUAUUUCGAAUGAGAAUCAGAAUCAGAAUCGGAAUCAGUCCAGCUGCAAAGAAAGCAAAGAAAGGAGAGCUCCCAACAUCAGAAUCGGCAAAGGAAACAAAAAUGUAGGAGCGCGAUAGAACCAAGUGGAAAUCAAACGAAAAGUAUUAAGCAGUCCAAAAUAAGUUUACGAACAAAAGCAGCAUCAGAAAUUGUAACCCAAAUUCAUCCAGUUAUCAAAUACAUAAUCUCAAUUAUAAAACACAUUUCGGCAUAAGGCAAUCGGAAUAUAAAUAUAGAAUUUUCAACAAUUUUUAUACCACAAAAAAUUAUAUAAAAAACCAGUUUUGUAUUACCCAAACAACAGAAUAUUGAAAACUUUUUUAAAACUAUAAAUAAUUAACUAUAAAGUAAUAAAUAUUUUAUGAGGUAGAAAUCUAGAGUUUAGUAAUUUAUUAAACACACACAAAAAGUACUUACGAUAGCAACACAACAUAAAAUCAAGAAUAUAUCAAACGACAAACACGCCAAAAAGUAGACUAUAGAAAACGCAUUUAGAAAAUCAACAAUCACCAACAACAAAUACACCAAUAACCAAUAAACAAUAACCAGUGAAAAUGCCAUCAACUGCGAUAAUCUUUGUGGUGCUGAUCCUCUGUCGCCUGGGGCUCUGCCAGGUGCGGAGUGAGGAUCAGCUGCUUAUGGGAAAUGGCAACCUGGAUAGCAGCCCUAAUCUGGGACAGCACAGCCAGCACCAGCACCAGCAUCAGCACCAUCAGCACCAGAGCAGUGGCAUAAACAUGAACCACAACAGCACAUUGCUGAACACCCUGAUGGGGGGUACCCAGGGCGUGGGAUCCGGCGGAGGGGCUCUGAUCAAUCAGUUGGGCGGACUGGCAGGCCUCGGCAGCAGUACAUCUAGUGCUCCCUCUGUGGCGACAGGUGGAGGCGGCGGCGGAGGUGUUUCUCCCUGGCACACAGGAGGAGGAGGGAUGCCAGGUGGAGGCGUAGGAGUACCAACUCAUGGAGGCGGUGGCCACCCACAUGGACAUGCCCUGGCUGGACUGGCAAACCUUGGCAUCAUUGUGCCCGGAACCAAAGGAUUACCCGCCAAUCUUGGAUACGGCGGAACAAUGCUUAAUGCAGGACUGCCAGGUGGAGUGGGCGGCGGCGUUGGAGGAAUGCUGGGUGGCGCCGGGAUGAUGGGAGCUGCCUCCAGCAAUGGCAUGGACAUGCAGAGCCUGUACAACGAACACUUCAUUUCGGAGCACACGGUAAUGGCUGUCUUCACCUCCCAGGGACAGGUGGGGGGACCGUGUCGGUAUAUGCCUGCCACGAGGCGGCAGAACCACCAGUGCCGAAAGGAGACAGGCCUGCCGGGGACCCUCAGCGAGGCGCGUCGCCUGGCCACCAGCCACUGCGAGGAUCAGUUCCGCUACGAUCGCUGGAACUGCUCCAUUGAGACGCGUGGCAAGCGAAACAUCUUUAAGAAGCUGUACAAGGAGACGGCCUUUGUGCAUGCCCUGACAGCGGCUGCCAUGACGCACUCCAUAGCCAGGGCCUGCGCCGAGGGAAGGAUGACCAAGUGCAGCUGUGGACCGCGAAAGCAGAACCGCGUGGACCAGGACUUUCAGUGGGGCGGCUGCAACGACAAUUUGAAGCAUGGCAAACGGGUGACGCGUAGCUUUCUCGAUUUGCGCGGAGGCGAUGGAGACGAAGUCAGUGAGAUAUUGCGACAUGACUCUGAGGUCGGCAUCGAAGCCGUCUCCUCGCUGAUGAAGGACAAAUGCAAAUGCCAUGGCGUCUCCGGCUCCUGUUCAAUGAAGACCUGCUGGAAGAAGAUGGCCGAUUUCAAUGCCACGGCCACGCUGCUGCGACAGAAGUACAACCAGGCCAUACGCAAAGCCCCCAAUCAGCGGACCAAGCGCCAGAUGCCCUCGAGUCGCAAGAAAAAGCCCAAACAGCGACGCAAGAAACCUGCCCCUUAUUUGUAUGCCAAACAGCCACAGCAAUCACAAUAUACCACACUGUACUAUCUGGAGACCUCGCCCACCUACUGCUCGGUCACCAAGGAUCGCCAGUGUCUGCAUCCCGAGAACUGUUCGAAUCUGUGCUGCGGCAGGGGCUACACCACGCAGGUCUUCAAGCAGGUGGAGAAGUGUCGAUGCCGGUUCAACAACGGACGGUGCUGCCAGCUAAUUUGCGACUAUUGUCAGCGAUAUGAGGAUAAAUACUUUUGUAAAUAGGCUCGCUAUAUAUGUCUCUCCUCCUAUCCUCCUAUCCUCUCCCCCUCUUUUUCUAUCCAACCAACCUAUAUCUCUCUAUAUCUACAUCUCUCUCUCUCUCCCUUUGUGCUUUUUGAAAAUGUAAUUUGUAAAGUUUAUUUCCAUCAUUGCUUGUAAUUUUAUUUCCAUUCCUAACUAAGAAAACAAGAAAAUAUUAAUGAAAUGAUAAGCAAAUGAACGAAAAUGAUAUGUAAAACGCGUGUAAAACGCACCAAAAAGUAGGCUCAUCCAAACACUCACACACAUACACACAUGCCCAUGCAAAUACAUACUCACAUACAUGCAUACAUCUAUCUAUAUAUAUAUAUAUAAAACCCACUAUAUAGUAAAAA